Messenger RNA from Adineta ricciae, 5214 nucleotides. The record is from the annotation of a GenBank genome assembly. Lineage: Eukaryota; Metazoa; Rotifera; Eurotatoria; Adinetida; Adinetidae.
AUGUUUGGGGGCACCAGUCAAUUCUCAUUUGGCAGUACGGCAACGUCAAAUCCUUUCGGUGCGACAACAACCACUUCAGCUCCAGCUCCAGCAGCAAGCGGAUUUCUUUUUGGUUCAACACCGGCAGCCGGUACAGCUGCUCCAUCAGCACUAAAUUCAACAUUUACAUUCGGUACUCCGACUGUCAGUUCAACAGCAGCAACACCUGCUGCUACACAACCGCUUUCAUUCGGUACCGGCUUACAAAGUUCUUCAGCAAUUCGCCCAUUUGGUUCUACAACUACAUUCGGUACUACGACAACGACACCAGCUACAGGCACGACAGGCUUUGGUGGAACAUCAUUGUUUGGUGCGAGUCAGCCAACAGCUCAGCCAACAUCAAUAUUUGGGGCACCACAGUCAACCUUUGGUAGCGCUCAACCUACACAAACAACGGGAAUGUUUGGUGCACCGUUAGGCGCUGCCACCCAAGGUGGUACUACUGUCAAAUUCGAAGCUGUAUCGGCACAAGACACAAUGCGUACAAAAAACAAUACAUUUCAGACAAUCAAUACGAAAUUGCAGUGUAUUUGUGCAAUGAAAGAAUACAUAAAUAAAUCGUUGGAAGAAUUACGUAUGGAAGAUUAUCAAGCAAAUCGAAAAUUUGCAACAGCAACGUCUAUGUUUGGUUCGACUAGUUUUUCGGCUGCAACACCAUUUAGUCCUGCGCCAUUCAGUGGCACCGCCACAACGUUUUCAAGCGCACCAGCAGCAUCCACAACUUCAAGCAUUUUUGGUACCAGUAGCACAGCAACAACCAGUCCAUUUGGUGCACCAGCGACAUCGACAACGCCAUUUGCGUUUAAUACAAGUGCAGCACCAACCACGAGUAUAUUUGGUACACCGGCAGCUACAGCGAGUCCAUUUGGCACCGCAACUUCAACAACACCAGCGACCACAUCAAUUUUUGGUGCAACACAACCAACGACAAGUAUUUUUGGUUCGUCGACAACAGCAAGUCCUUUUGGUGCAAAACCAGCUACGACCCAAUCCACAUUCGGUUUUGGAACAACAACUAGUACAACUCCGGCGUUUUCUUUUGGCUCCCAGCCAGCUGCCAGUACGAGCAUCUUUUCACAACCAACAACUACCUCGCCUUUCGGAACUGCCGCGCCAGCAGCGACCACAACAAGUAUAUUUGGUGUACCAACAUCAACAGCUACGGCAGCUCCAACGAUAUCAAAUCCCUUUGGUACUCAACCUGCGGCGACAAGUAUUUUUGGCACAACAACUAGUACAGCUGCACCUGUAUUUGGUGCUGCAACCAGUACACCAGCAUUUUCAGGUUUUGGCGUUACUGCACCAACAUCAACAACAACAAGUAUAUUCGGUGCGCCGGCGACAUCAACAGCAACCGUUGCACCAGUGUUUGGAGGUUUUGGUACACAACCAGCAGCUGUCGCUCCAGCGCCGUUUUCAUUUAGUACAGCAACAACGAGUGCCCCUGGAUCGUCUAUAUUCGGUGCGCCUGCAGCAACAACAACAACAUCCUCAGUAUUUAAUCCUCAACCAUUUACAGGCUUUGGUUUUUCACAACCAGCUGCACCGGCAGCCGCCACUCAAUCAUUCAGCUUUUCAGCACCGUUCGGAUCGACAACAACUUUUGGUGCCGCACCAGCUGCCGCAACUGUUCAACCUCAACUUCAACAAGUUGUUCCAUUGGCACAACAAAGCUUUCUUGCAGCUUCACUUCUCAAUCCAUUCGCUAGUCGUGGAAAAAAAGAAUUCAACAAUAUUAAUCAAAUUCAACCGCCUACAAACUUGAUUGUCGUUUCUACUUCAUCAACAACAACGACAACGACAAUUUCCACCUCGUCAACAGCACCAAUAACUGUACCAUUACAAUCAAAUUCUCGUAAAACUUCAUCUGCUCGUCCAUUGGUUGAUAUUCGCUUCAAAUUACAGCCAGUUUCAUCGUCACCAACAGCAAACAUUGUUCACGAUGAAAUGAAAUCACCCAAUCCACAAUUGAAUACAUCAACUGGACAAGUGAAAAGUCCAUUAACAGCUGACUUUAGCGAAGAAGAAGAAGUUAUUCUGAUGGGCAAAAAUAAAAUGUCAAAAUUACGUUUGUCGAAUGACUUUAUCGACACAUCAUUUCAGUCCGAGUCAAUUCGUUCUUUAUAUCCACUGAGACGUCUUGCUGAACUCGAAACAAUGGCAAACAUGAACAAUAAUACAAAUAUUCUUUCUACUGUUCAUUCAGCUCCAUUAUCAACAACAUCUUCGACCACAAUCGAUACUGCUUCAAUUCGUGCUUCGUCAUCGUCAACAGUAAAUAAUGAGCAAACGUUACAUCCAUCAAAUAAUAACCGUGUAAUGUUACCACUCCAUCAUUCAACUCCGUUAGUUGUUCACAAACAACCGUCACCUCCCGUAACUCAUCCAUUAUCGACACUCGUUCAAUCGCCGACAUCUUCACCUCCGCCACCACGAUCAACUACUCCGCCUCCUCCCUCAUCUGCAUUCGCUCAUUCAUUCCAACGAACUAGACCAAUCCGUUCGAACACCGAUGCUCGUGCGUAUCAUCUGCCAAAAUUAACCCGUGAAGAUUACUACAUGAAACCGUCAACAGCAGAACUAAAAAAAUUCUUCGAUGAUAAAGGUCAAUGUUUUGUUAAACAAUUCACUGUCGGGCAUGAAAAGUACGGUUCAGUGACAUUCUAUGGACAAGUCAAUGUCGCAGGUCUCGAUCUUGAUAAAAUCAUCGAAAUCGAUCGACAUGAAUUAACAGUUUAUCCAGAUGAUAAUAACAAACCACCAGUGGGUGUCGAAUUGAACAUUCCUGCUCGUAUCACAUUACUUGGCGUUUAUCCAACCGAUCGCACAACACGAGAAGAAAUUCUCGACGUUGAACGUAUCAAAGCGAUGAAUUAUGGCGAAUAUUUACGUGAAGUAACGAAAAAAUUCGAUGGAGAAUUCAUAAACUACGAAGUUACCGACGGUGCAUGGACAUUCAAAGUCGAACAUUUCACACGUUACGGUCUCGAUGGUGAAGAUGAUUUUGUUGUUGCUAAACCGCCAUCACAACAACAACAACAACAACAGAGACAGCAACAACAACAGGCGAGACCCGCCAAUACGAAUUUCUUAGACCAAACUAUCGCGUUGAAUGAUACAUAUGCAUUGUCCUCACCAAAAUCUCAAGUAACGGAUAUGGAAGAAAAAGAGAAUACGACAACCUUGAUCCAUUCUCAUCAAUCCCAACCGAGCAAUUUACGCUUUGUCAAUCAGUCAUUGAUUGGUUUACAGCCAAAUGUUGUGGAACAACUAGCACAAUCCAUGUUCUGUGAUGAUGAUGAGGAUGACUUUGAUGGCUUUCAGCAAGCAAAUGACCGAAUGAUCACAUCCACUAAAAUCAUUACAUCUGAUAAUCGAUCAGUUCCAAUUGCUCAACCACUAAUAGAAAAAAGUGCAACCGUUGAUCACGAUAAAACCCAGUUAACAUUCAACGCUCCAACGAAACCUGUCCGUGAACGAAUUCAUUCGAAAUUGCCUAAAAACGUCGCAAAUAUUCGUGGAAAAUAUUUUCGAACAAAUCUUUCCCAUCAACUUCAAUACAGUUCCAUUGAUCCUUUAAAUGAAACACGUAUUCUUCUUCAAACACCACUGGCGUUCAAUGUUCAGCAUAUUGAAGACUUGAAUAAUUUCCUCGACAACUAUUUUACAUCAUGUACACAACAAAUCGACGGGUCAGGAACAACACCACGAUUUCGAGUUCAAAAAGAUGCGAAUGUUGUCCAACGGUUUAUCAAAUUUUAUACAGAAAUCUUAGACGAAAGAAAUAUGGAUGAUCAGAGUUCCGUCCAAACUUUCACUGAUUAUUCAUUACAAGUUCUUCAACUAUGUCGAUUGUUAUGGGGACCAGUUCAAAUACCAGAAAACAUUCAAAUAAUCAAUCGGCCAUAUUUUGAAGAUCAACGACGACGUCAAAUGUUAUCCGAUUGGUUACAUCAAUGUAUACUAAGUCAACCACCACAGCAGCAACCAUGGAUUAAGCAAAAUUGUGAAUUGCUAUCUCGUGGUUUGUUUCACGAUUGUGUGGAAUUUGCUCAAAAAGAAGGUGAUCUUCGAUUAGCUGCUCUUGUUCAUGCUGCAUCCGGUAGUAACGCUGUUCGCGAUGUUCUCCGUCAUUGUGCACAUGAAGAUAUUGUUGAUGUAUACACCAAAGACUUUCAGCGGACAAUCGGCAUCUUAUCCGGUGAAUUUAUCGUUAAAGGCCAUAACUUAGUUGAUCAAAACCGUGUGGUUUACUGGCAAAUGGCACUAGCAUUGCACCUAUGGUUUGCUAACUCUUCGUCAGAUUCAAUUUCGACCAUAGUUCGUGAUUUCGAAACGGCUUAUCGUGAACAUUACUGGCUUGAGCCACUUGCUCAUUAUGAAGGCAACACAAAAGCACCCGAUCUUCGUUGGAAAUUAUUGAAACUCUUCACCGAUGAUACGUAUCCACUCGACAACGUCUUCGAUGUCAACUCUUAUACCGACAAUGCAUUUGAUUAUCAACUCAGUUGGAUGUUGUAUAUAACACUUCAAUCAUUAGGCAGUAUUCCAUUGUCUGUUGAGAACGAUACAUGUUUACAUGUGAGUUUUGCUCGUCAACUUGAAAAUCUUGGCUAUUGGCAGCUCUCGGUCUUCGUGUUACUUCAUAUCAUUGAUUCGACGAAUCGCGAAAAAAUGAUCAAUGAAUUUCUUCAUCGUCAUGUUUCAUCAACUGUUGAUUUGAGUGAAGACGAACAGAGUUUGAUUGAUAAAUAUAAUAUUCCGUUGAAAUCAAUUCUUUCAACCAAAGCACAACGAGCAGAAUACGAUAAACAAUGGAUGAACGCUGUUCGACUUUGGAUUGAUGCAAAACAAUGGAGACGAGCACAUGAUACUUAUUGUCAUUACGUUUUUCAUGACACACUGUUAAAAGGAAACUAUGACUUCGCAAAGGAUGUAUUAGAUUCAUUAGAUCAUCAAAGAUCAAACAUUGCACAUUGGAAUAGACGAGGUGGUUUUGCAAGACAAUAUAUUGAACUAUUGGUCAUAUUCGAAAAGCUGAAGCAUGGACAAACUUCACUCACGAAUCGUAUCCAUUCGAAUAUCCUUUCUCAAGUACAACGAUUAUGUGAUCAACUGACUGAUAUUAUCGCUGACAAAUAUUUCAAAAAGUAUUCGAUCUCUCUCUCUCUUUGA